Messenger RNA from Colletotrichum scovillei, 2212 nucleotides. RefSeq names its product eukaryotic aspartyl protease. Gene Ontology annotation, cellular component: fungal-type vacuole. The record is from RefSeq and is a predicted model, not a curated record. The transcript has 3 exons. Bases 705 to 1904 code for a protein of 399 amino acids. Gene Ontology annotation, biological process: proteolysis. Lineage: Eukaryota; Fungi; Ascomycota; Sordariomycetes; Glomerellales; Glomerellaceae. Gene Ontology annotation, molecular function: aspartic-type endopeptidase activity.
GUUGCGUGAUGUCAAGGUCCCCGUCGCAAUGUUAGCCCGUUGCUUACCUUGCACUCCGGCGCGUCCAACAGUGCUGCAGCGCAUCUCUCUCCGGCGCAGGAUCAACUGAGCGGCAUUGAGGUGUAGAAGGCUGCAGGGACACGCGAUCAGACACGCAAGCUCCGUAGUGGCAGCCGCAUCACCCUGCGAGUGUGAGAGACGGAGACGGGAGCAGUGUGAGUGUCAGUGUCACCGAGUGUGUGAGAGCUGCCAGGAGCUCUGUCUCGGGCUUCUAACUCGCUGCGUGCCUUGGGCGAGUUGGGGCAGCUCCGCGCCGUCUUAGGUUCCAUGGUUGCUCCCCCAGCCAGCUAAAGUGGGUCAACACAGCCAACCCCAGCUUUUGAUAGGCAGAUAAGGUACCUGCACCUAUCGGGUGCUGCGUCAUGGUCCUUCGUGCCUUGCGGAGGCGAGUGGGCAGGUUGUCACGGGGGCGCAGUUGCUAAGGUAAGUCUGGUCUGGGUAGCCUGCCACACCUGCCUGCCACAGCAGAGGUACCUACCUACUUAAUAGGUACAGGCGCCGCCCCAGCUUCCGCAUCUUCCCCCCGUCAACACAUCAUCAUCCCCCCCCAUCCGUUUCAACCGCCAUCUCCUCAGUAUCACCAGCACGAAGACGCAGGGCGCCAAACACCAUCGUAAUCUGGGUAAUCGAGGUUGACAGCCACGAUGAAGAGCACUCUUCUCACCGCGGCCGUGCUUUUGGGCGCGGCCCAGGCCGAAGUCCACAAGCUGAAGCUGAAGAAGGUCCCCAUCGAAGAGCAGCUUAACUCUGUUCCCAUCGAGCACCAAGUCAGACAGCUCGGCCAGAAGUACAUGGGCGCUCGCCCUGACAGUCACGCCGAUGCCAUGUUCAACCAGAAGCCCUUCACAAGCACUGGCGAGCACCCCGUGCCUGUGAGCAACUUCAUGAACGCUCAGUACUUCUCCGAGAUCGAGAUCGGUACUCCUCCCCAGACCUUCAAGGUUGUUCUGGACACUGGUAGCUCCAACCUGUGGGUUCCUUCCCAGCAGUGCGGCAGCAUUGCAUGCUACCUGCACUCCAAGUACGACUCUUCGUCGUCUUCCACCUACAAGUCCAACGGCUCCGAGUUCGAGAUCCACUACGGCUCUGGCAGCUUGACUGGUUUCGUCUCCCAGGAUGACGUCUCCAUUGGCGAUCUCAAGAUCAAGAAGCAGGACUUUGCCGAGGCUACCAGCGAGCCUGGCCUUGCCUUUGCCUUCGGCCGCUUCGACGGUAUCCUCGGUCUUGGUUACGACACCAUUUCCGUCAACAAGAUUGUUCCUCCCUUCUACAACCUUGUAAACCAGAAGGCUAUUGACGAGCCUGUCUUCGCCUUCUACCUCGGCGACACCAACGAGGAGGGCGAUGAGAGCGAGGCUACCUUUGGUGGCCUCGAUGACUCUCACUACGAGGGCAAGAUCACCUACAUCCCCCUCCGCCGCAAGGCUUACUGGGAGGUUGACCUCGAUGCCAUUACCCUUGGCGACGAGACCGCUGACCUUGAGGGACACGGUGCCAUCCUUGACACCGGUACUUCCCUGAACGUCCUCCCCUCUGCUCUUGCUGAGCUGCUCAACAAGGAGAUUGGUGCCAAGAAGGGCUACAACGGCCAGUACUCUGUUGAGUGCUCCAAGCGUGACGAGCUUCCCGACAUCACCUUCACUCUCUCUGGCUACAACUUCAGCAUUUCCGCUUACGACUACGUCCUGGAGGUCUCUGGCAGCUGCAUCUCCACCUUCCAGGGCAUGGACUUCCCCGAGCCGGUCGGCCCCCUUGUCAUCUUGGGAGAUGCCUUCCUGCGCCGGUGGUACUCCGUUUACGACCUCGGCAAGAACGCCGUUGGUCUGGCCAAGGCUAAGAAAUAAACGCCUACUCAUAACCCCAUUUCCUUGAGAAUACGUCGAUUACUCGGUCAAUCAGAUCCAGGGUGCGGCUGUAAUGUAACUACGAUAGGUAGCUAGUCUGGACACCGUUGUGAGAAUACCAAUAGUAGCAUUUUUCUUUGAGCAUCUGUGUCAUUGUGCAGUAUCUAUGUGAAAUUAGGUAUACCUUUCAAGGAGCUCGAACUGCGCUGCUGAGGUUCAUAGAAUCACAAUUCUAUCCGUUACAGCGAUGUUGCGGUCAUCUCAUAGGCCAUGUACUCAACAAAAUCAAUAAUACUGUUUGCAAUAUU